AUGCAGCACCAGCAGCGGCAGAACAACGCCUACUCGCCGCUGCCUCCCGGCCCUUCAGCGACUGCUGGCGGUCAAUUACCAUCGAUGGGCUUCGACGGCACCAGCUACUCGCACCUGCCGGCCUAUGUCUCGCCGCGAUUAAGCCAAUUAUCACCUCACUCGGCCUCGAGCCCUUCUUCGACGCAGACAACACUGGGACGAAGUCAAUCACUCGGCCAUGCCGCCUAUCAGCAACUGCAGAAUUCUGUCUACAGUCCAACGUCGCCAACACAGCCGCACCCCAUCGACUCUUCUAGCCCGUACCGGUCACGAGAUCGAAGAGAGGUUUCUGUUUCUGAUGGUGGCUCCACGUCUUCGUAUGCCCCUCAGCCUCCUCGUGGUGGCCCUUCUUCGUCAGGAGGAAGCCUUCUGCCGACGAUCAACACACACAUUCCGAGCGGCAACUUCAUGAAUAGUCCCUACAGCCCACAACGGGCCUCGAUGAUUGUCGAUACACCGUCCUACAGCGGGCAGCACGCAGGAGGAAGAGGGCCGCGAUCACCCACAGGCUUGCAGACCGGAACAUCGUCGUACGCGCCGCAUUCAUCCAAUCGUCCCGUAAGCAUGUUUGCCGAUCCAUCAUCGUCGUCAUCCUACGCACCAUCAACUUCGAACAAUCCAGGCGCGUCUCGCAGUGCAUACAUGGAUCUUCCUACAUCGUUGAGUCCUUCGCAUCGUCUCUCGCCGGGUCGCCAAUACGCUGGGUCGCGGCCUCCGGUCGAGUCCGGCAAUGGGUCUCAGCUUAUGGGCGACUCGUUGCCCCUCUAUACCAGCAAUGCCGGUGCGCCGACGGGGCGAUUAUCGUCACCGUACCAGCAAGGACAGAUCUCCGUUGGUGGGGCGCCGAUGGGCUACGGGAGCCACAAUGACGCAGGUCGGAUGAGCGUAGAGCCUGGCGAGCAGCAGCGGAGAGAAAGGCGGACCACACUCACACCCUCUGGCGUCGAGUCGGGAGCAGGAUACGACUGGAGCGCACAGCCGCAUCCCGCCAAAGUCCGUCCUGCCAUUCGACCUGCAGAGGGCUUCAGGAGAGUGCGAGAUCUUUCGGAUCUCAAGACCAACACAGACCUGGCUCAGCAGGGCAAGGGGAGAAGAGCGGACCCUACGGGCGGAUACGUCAGCCCGCUCAAAGCCAUGACGGCCUAUCUCCACCACACCUACCACCUCGUCAACCCCUCUUUCUUCUACGAGCUUUCAUUCAACCCCAGAAGAGUGUUGACCAAGCCAAGCAAGCCUAUGCAUAAUGAUGGGCACGACAACGAGGACAGUGAUUACAUUCUCUACGUCAACGAUUGGCUCGGGGCCGAGGAGGGCAACCGGUACCUCAUUCUCGACAUUCUUGGUCAGGGCACUUUCGGGCAAGUGGUCAAGUGCCAGAACAUGAAGACGCACGAGAUUGUGGCUGUGAAAGUCAUCAAGAAUAAGCCUGCCUACUUCAACCAGAGUAUGAUGGAGGUCACGAUUCUCGAAAUGCUCAAUGGAAGCUGGGAUCCGAAUGACGAGCAUCAUAUCCUGCGCUUGCGCGACACUUUCAUCCACGCGAAACAUCUAUGCCUCGUCUUUGAGCUUUUGUCGUCGAACCUCUACGAGCUCAUCAAGCAGAACUCUUUCCGAGGUCUCAGCACCAGCCUCGUCAAAGUCUUUACCACCCAGCUUCUCGACGCUCUCACCGUUCUCAACGAGGCCCGGCUGAUCCACUGCGACUUGAAGCCUGAGAAUAUUCUUCUCAAGACGCUGCAAACGCCAAGCAUCAAACUUGUCGAUUUUGGGUCGGCAUGUCAUGAACGACAGACGGUGUACACCUACAUCCAAUCGCGCUUCUACCGCUCACCGGAGGUCUUGCUUGGGUUGCCUUACAACUCGGCCAUCGACAUGUGGUCGCUGGGUUGCAUUGCUGUCGAGCUCUUUCUGGGUCUGCCGCUGUUUCCAGGCACGUCCGAGUACAACCAGGUCUGCCGCAUUGUCGAGAUGCUCGGUUUACCCCCGGCUUUCAUGCUCGAGAAUGGCAAACAAACGGGCGAAUUUUUCAGCGUCUACACCGACGAUUACGGACGUCGGAAUUAUCGGCUCAAAUCCUUGGAGCAGUAUUCGAGAGAGCACAACGUUCAGGAACAGCCGUCAAAGCGAUACUUUGAGGCCACAACGCUGCCGGACAUUAUCAAGACGUAUCCUCUGGCGAGAAAGAGUGGCAAGAGCACAGACGUGCAAAAGGAGAUGGCAAAUCGGACUUCGUUUGUCGAUUUUGUCUCUGGGCUCCUGCACAUGGAUCCCAGCCAGCGCUGGACGCCCCAACAGGCCAAGCUGCAUCCUUUCAUCACUGGCGAAAAGUUCACGCAGCCGUUCAAGCCGCCCCCGACAUCGCCCACUGCUGGUAUCAGCUCUUCCCGCAGCAGCAAGGCUCUGACCAAUGAAGACACCACGACCAAACAUCCAUAUGGCGGGCUUCCACAGACUGCACCACGAUCAUCAGGGCGCGCUUACCACGAUGCUGCAGCCUACAAUCAGCACCUGGCUCAGCAGCAAACGUACAAUUCAGUCCAUCAGGCAAGACAAGCGCAGCUGCCUGCCGUCAACAACCCGUAUGCGCGCGAGGAGGCUGCGGCGGCCCAAGCUCAGGCACAACAAGCCGAGGCGCAAGCACAGGCCCAGGCGGUGGCAAAGGCCCAGGCGCAGGUCCAAGCUCAACAUGCCGCGCAGGCUCACGCACACGCGGCGCAGAUGCACGCGACCAUGUCUCCUCCCCACUAUGGCGACGGUGGAGGCCGAGGUCCGAAUGCAGCAUCUAGCGGGGCUUAUGCGCAGACGCAGAAUCGGAGCCGGAGCAACACGCUGACGAGGAUGGACAUCAUUCCUCCAAAAAUGGCUCGGAUGGGCUUGGAUUCGAAUACGGGUGCUGGUCAGUCGGUGACGCCGGUGCUCAACCGCGAAGAGUCGUUGCGAGAAUGGGAGAGACGCCAGCAAAACGGAGCUCAACCGCAGCAGCAGCAGCAACAGCAGCGCCCGCCUGUUCAGCAAGGUCAAGCUGGCGGGAAAACUUCGUCGACGAGCUACCAGAAUCUCGAGAUGCUGCAACAGCAGGCCGAGAUGAGCCCGCCUGCCGCAGGAGGAUGGGGCCAACCUCAAUGGUCCGCAACAGCCACAUCACCCUCCUAUCAAGCAUCGUCAAAUAGGCACUCAUCGUACCAUGCGUCGCCCAAGUCGGGUGGCAGUGUCACCUCCCCUUCGAUGUUCUCCGUCGUCGUCGACAGCCAUGACAAUCGGAGGUUGGUGAACCCACACGAUACUUCGAUGGCGUCUUCGGCUUCCCUGAGGCAGCUUUCGACGCAGUCGCCCACUUCGCACAUUGCUGCACCGCCUGUAGCCUAUUCGGGCGCCUCCUCGUCUUCCUCGGCUGCUGGAGCGCAAGCGGCGCGAUACCAGCCUACGCAGCAGCAGCCAGCGUCAGCAACAACUGCAAGUGGACUCUAUGGCAAUGCUGGGCUGUCAUUUGAUCCUUACGACACAGGCAUUGCUCAGCUCAUGCCAUCACUCAAACCGACUCAGUACCAGCAUCAGCAGCAGCCACAUCAGAGUGGUGGGCCAUCAUCGUCGUCGAAUCGUCAUUCGAUGGCAGUCAUGAUGAGCCCCACAUCGGCAGGCGCUCCUCUGUCGGCGGCAAGCCCGCAGCAAGGAAGUGCAGGUGGUAUCGGACCGUCAACGAUGUAUGCCGGUCUUGUGCCUGGGAGCAUCCUACCACCCAAUACAGCGCUCUCACCGUCGAGCCACGCUGCGGCGCUCGCGGGCGGCAGCGGUGGUGCUGAUGCAUUUGCAGGCCUGGACCACCGUCGCUAUAGCUCGAACAACAAUCGACUGCCUUCGCCUGGCCACCAGCAACAGCAGGGAGCGUAUCACAGUCAAGGCGUCUCGUCCUCCUCUACGGCAUCGGCAUCUGCUCGACAGUCACAGCAGGUCUCCUCGCCUCACAACCAGCCUCGCUUCUAG
This is a messenger RNA of Acaromyces ingoldii, 4020 nucleotides long. RefSeq lists its product as hypothetical. Gene Ontology annotation, molecular function: protein serine/threonine kinase activity; ATP binding; protein tyrosine kinase activity. NCBI's taxonomy places the organism in Eukaryota, Fungi, Basidiomycota, Exobasidiomycetes, Exobasidiales, Cryptobasidiaceae. The transcript has 4 exons. The record is from RefSeq and is a predicted model, not a curated record. Gene Ontology annotation, cellular component: nucleus; cytoplasm. Gene Ontology annotation, biological process: peptidyl-threonine phosphorylation; peptidyl-serine phosphorylation. Bases 1 to 4020 code for a protein of 1339 amino acids.